Amblyraja radiata (thorny skate) is the source of this 1518-nucleotide messenger RNA. It is a transcript of the gene ppp1r1c, whose product is annotated as protein phosphatase 1, regulatory (inhibitor) subunit 1C. Lineage: Eukaryota; Metazoa; Chordata; Chondrichthyes; Rajiformes; Rajidae. Gene Ontology annotation, molecular function: protein phosphatase inhibitor activity. Gene Ontology annotation, cellular component: cytoplasm. The coding region runs from base 390 to 1130 and encodes 246 amino acids. The transcript has 7 exons. The record is from RefSeq and is a predicted model, not a curated record. Gene Ontology annotation, biological process: intracellular signal transduction.
UUGAGUAGACUGCUAAUAAUAUAUAGUAGAUGGGUUGGUGCAUUCAAAUCCCACGACACAAAGCCAUUCAAGUCCAGCAUUGCAUUUUAAAUGAGCCUGUGGAUAAAUGCGUGGCUAUUGUGGAGUUGGGCGAGUGUACAAUUAGCUCAUUGUUUCUGAUGGUUUACACAGAGGGAACUGGAGGAUUGCAGGAGCAAAGGCGAAACAUUCCCCUGGAUGUGUAAUGAGGGAGUUGCUGAGCACAGUAGAUGCAGCUUAGAGGACCUUCAUUCGCUCACUGGGAGACUUCCAGACAGGCUGCUAUUGUGUUCCUUUAAGGAGUGUGACGGUGGAUAACAACAGUAGCUCAUUUCUGCUUUCAGAAUUGACAGAGUCUCCGGUGCUAGAGAAUGGAGUCAAACAGUCCAAAGAAGAUUCAAUUUGCUGUGCCGUUAUUUCAAAGUCAUUUAGAUCCAGAGGCAGCUGAGCAGAUAAGAAGGCGAAGACCUACUCCAGCAUCACUGGUUAUUCUUAAUGAAUCUUCACCAGAAAUAGAUGAGAAAAGGGAGACUAAUCUGCAAGGCGAGAAUGCUGAGAUGUCACCCCAACAAAGAAAGAAGAGUGUAUACACACCUCCAACUAUGAAAGCAGAACUUCAGUUGCUGGUGGAGCACCAUCUUCAGAAACAGGAGCAACCGGACCAGGAUUACUCUGAGAGUGACCCCAGCUGUCUAGACGAGCUCAGCCCAAUGAUGACUGAGUGCUGUCACAGCAAUGGAGCCCCUGCAGACUGGGGCCCCCACAACUGCUGUGAACACACCAGCACCCAAACGGGCAUCAAACUGCUACUAAAUGCCGAGGAUGAUCCAGGCAGCAGUUCUCCUGGUGUUACAGGAGCUGAACAGGUAGCCCCCCUUAAAUGUCACGAUGAUGUGCCUCACCAGUUCUCAAGGAGUUCACAGCAACAGCAGACAGAAACAGGCACAGAUGAGCAAACUUUGAAACCUCAACGGAAAGAUACACCAUUUCAGCACCAGCCACCAUUCAUGACAGGGGUGAAACUUUUAAGGAGCAAAAAUGAAACGCCAUUCCUCGAGGAAGAAGAGGCAGCAUCUGAAAAAGAAGAGUGGUUACCAAAGACCAACUUGUGAGCAUCUCGAAGGGAAGUUUGCUGUCUUUGAACAGAGAAAGCUUUGUCGAUUAUCCUGCUUCAAAUCUGACGAAUGUUUCCGGGCCCUCAGCUCAUCACCUUCAAGAGGUUUGGGGCUUAGAAAUCUACUACUAUAAAUUCACAUUGGACUUCAGUCCAGGAAGCAAUUCUCACACAAUCAGCGACACAAACACAAAUAUGAUUGUGUUGAGCCAAAAUUCAAACCUGUCCACCAUAAAUUCACUUUGUAGUCACUUUGCCAUUAGUAAUAAUAUUGACAUUAUUGGUAUUGUUAAAUGAAUAUUGAUGUUUAUUAUUCUACUUUGAUGCAAAUCUAACCUACUGUAAAUAAAUAUUCAAGAGCUCUAAAUAAAGAAUGAAAAUAAAUU